UACCGGACUCAGAUCUCGAGCUCAAGCUUCGAAUUCGCCACCAUGGCCAGCAAAGCGGUAAAGACAUCCGAGAACCAGAAGAAAAGGAGAUCCCGCGAUGCUGCUCGAAGUAGACGCGGUCAGCAAAACGACGAGUUUGUCGAACUGGCCAACCAGCUCCCACUGCCCGCAGGACUGUCCUCACAACUGGACAGGUUGUGCAUAAUGCGUCUGGUCAAUUCCUACAUCAAAAUGAAGAACCUUCUGCAGAGUCUGGUUAGCCAGGACACUAAGAAGAUCGUCAGUCUGAAUGUGGCUGGAACAAUGGUGUACGACAAGGCCUCUCUCGGCGCUCUGGAUGGUUUUGUGUUCGUAGUUACUCCUGAUGGUCAGUGCAUCUAUGUAUCUGACAACAUCACCCAUUAUAUGGGCCUGACGCAGAUUGAAGUUACGGGCAACUCAUUCUACAAGUACAUUCACCCGUGUGAUCACGAAGAGCUGUCCAAUCAGUUGGGCGGACAGAUUCCUCUCGAGGACAUGGAGAUAUUCGAUGGACUGUUCUGUUCCGAUUCCGUGUUCAUGAUGUCAAACCACCUGAAAGGGGAAAGCAAGAAAAGCAUUCACGAAAAUCCGCACAAAUCAUUCUUUCUGAGAAUUAAGAGCACGCUGACCUCCCGUGGGAAGAAUGUCCAUCUGCGAGCCUCUACUUACAGAGUGGUGCACUGUACUGGGUGCAUGAAAAUGUCCGUCAAGGUGUCAGAUAGCGGAGAAGAGGAAAAGGUGCCACUCUUCAUGGUUGCUAUUGGCGUGCCCCUUAUGUUUACCUCCACUUUCGAGGUACCACUGGAUCGCGCCACAUUUACCAGUCGCCAUAGCCUGGACAUGAAGUUUCUCUCAUGUGAUGACUCUGUGAGUGACCUCCUUGGCUUUACUCCUGCUGAGAUCGUUGGGAAAAGCUGGUAUCACUUUCAGCAUGCAUGCGACCUGGAUACAGCCCUGGCCUGUCACAAAACUCUUCUCACCAAGGGGCAGAGCGUGUCCAAAUACUACCGGUUUCUGGUGCGCAAUGGAGGAUGGGUUUGGCUGCAAACCAAGGCCAACAUUGUGUAUGACAGCAAAACUUGUCAGCCCCAAUUUGUCCUCUGCACAAACUACAUUAUCAUGAGGGUCGACGAGAAGGAUUUCGUCCUUUCAACCGAACAGUUGAAUCCAAUCCCUGCACCAUUGGGGCUGGACCUCGUGGUCAAGAAAGAGAACGAGAAAGGAAGAGGUAGAGGCACACGAAGGAAACACAGCAUCGUGUUGGAAGAAAGGACCAAAGUUCUGAAGGCGACCGCCAAUGAGCAACGGCCUUCAGCAGAUAUCAAACCUAAGAAGGAAAGCAACCUGAAAAGCUGCUGCAUGAAAACACUCCCAAAGCAGGCAGCUAAGAAGUCUUGUCAGUGCCUCGAAGAUGUGGACUGCGAGCACAUCAACUUUCAGGAGUGCAUACCCGUGGCUUGGGACACCAAUGACGACCUGAUCGAACAGCAGAAGGAGUAUGAGGAGUUGCUGCAGACCCAUUACGGCGUCACAGACGAUUUCCCUUCUCCGACACAGAGUGAGAAUAGCACAGCCGAAAACCGGGUACCGUAUAUCCCUAGCCCUUCCAAUGACCAAAAUAUCGACAAAGGCAAGGUGGCCAAUGAGGAGGAAGAGAACUUCGAUGAGAGGGCGCCAUUCAUUCCCCUGAGUAUCAUGGACUCUGAGCUUGAUUGCGAUGAUAACCUGAUAGUAGAAAUCCCCUUUCUGGAUAGCCCAAUGAUUCCAAGUCCAAGCUCAUGGCUGCUCAAUGCAGACGAGAGCAUACCAUCUCCCGGUUCCUCUGUGAUGCUUCCACCCGCAAAUCCUCCUCCCUACAACUGUCGGCCUUCUCUUUCUAACUCCAGUAGCCCGGUGCUGAAUCGGAAAGAAAUUCCCAUGGCCGUGAAACGGAACGGCUAUGUUACGAACGAAACCGCCUAUAAGGGCAAGGCCUUGUUCCCCAACAUAUCUCCCUGGGAGGCUGAAGUCAAUGCACCCGUGCAGAACAUUAAUCUGCUCCAAGGGGAGGAUCUGCUGGAAGCGUUGGAGUGUGGGGACUUCCUUCAUCAUCAUCACCACCAUUGA
Porites evermanni is the source of this 2127-nucleotide messenger RNA. The record is from the annotation of a GenBank genome assembly. Lineage: Eukaryota; Metazoa; Cnidaria; Anthozoa; Scleractinia; Poritidae.